UGGGCCGGACUCCCGGCCCUCGCAGCCAGUCCGCGGGUGGAGCUGCCGCGAUGUGGGCCCUGCUGUCGCUGCUCUGCGCGGGCGCGGGGCUCCUGGGACCCCCGGCCUGCGGCGCCGCCGACUUCUACGCGAGCUCCUUAGAGAAAGUUCACUUUAAGUCGUGGAUGGUGCAGCACCGAAAGACCUACAGCUCAGAGGAGUACCAGCACCGGCUGCAGACCUUUGUGGGCAACUGGAGGAGGAUCCGCGCCCACAACGCUGGGAACCACACGUUUAAAAUGGCACUGAACCAAUUUUCAGACAUGAGCUUCGCUGAAAUAAAACACAAGUAUCUCUGGUCGGAGCCUCAGAACUGCUCGGCCACCAGGGGGAACUACCUCCGGGGUACCGGCCCCUACCCCCCGUUCGUGGACUGGCGCAAGAAGGGCAAGUUUGUCUCCCCGGUGAAAAAUCAGGGCGGCUGCGGCAGCUGCUGGACCUUCUCCACCACGGGGGCCCUGGAGUCCGCCAUCGCCAUCAAAAGUGGGAAGCUAUUGUCCUUGGCAGAACAGCAGCUGGUGGACUGUGCCCAGGGCUUCAACAAUCACGGCUGCCAAGGGGGCCUCCCCAGCCAGGCGUUCGAGUACAUCCGGUACAACAAGGGCAUCAUGGGCGAAGACACCUACCCCUACAAGGGCCAGGACGGAGAGUGCAAAUUCCAGCCCAGCAAAGCCAUUGCCUUCGUGAAGGACGUAGCCAACAUCACACUGAAUGACGAGGAGGCGAUGCUGGAGAUCGUGGCCCUGUACAAUCCCGUGAGCUUCGCCUUCGAGGUCACUGGCGACUUCAUGAUGUACAGAAAGGGCGUCUACUCCAGCACUUCCUGUCAUAAGACUCCAGAUAAAGUAAACCACGCAGUACUGGCUGUUGGGUACGGAGAAGAAAAUGGGGUUCCCUACUGGAUCGUGAAAAACUCUUGGGGUCCCCAGUGGGGGAUGAAAGGGUACUUCCUCAUCGAGCGCGGGAAGAACAUGUGCGGCCUGGCGGCCUGCGCCUCCUACCCCAUCCCGCUGGUGUGAGCCCGGCCGGCCGGACGUCGGAGGGGGUCCAGCCCCGCGGCCCCCCGGACCCCCCUGCAGACCUGAGGACGAAGAGUUCGAGCAGCGGGCCCACCACCGGCCUGCCGCGAACGUGGCCGCCAGCCCCGUGCCUGGAGCGGACUCAAGCCCACGCGGCCGCUGCUCGCGCGUGGCGGGCGCCCGUGCCUGUGUCCCCUGUGGGCCUCAAUAAACAUUUGGCGAAGCCUCCCCAG
Suricata suricatta (meerkat) is the source of this 1291-nucleotide messenger RNA. It is a transcript of the gene CTSH, whose product is annotated as cathepsin H. Gene Ontology annotation, biological process: immune response. NCBI's taxonomy places the organism in Eukaryota, Metazoa, Chordata, Mammalia, Carnivora, Herpestidae. Bases 51 to 1058 code for a protein of 335 amino acids. Gene Ontology annotation, cellular component: lysosome. The record is from RefSeq and is a predicted model, not a curated record. Gene Ontology annotation, molecular function: cysteine-type endopeptidase activity. The transcript is spliced from 12 exons.